Amaranthus tricolor (Joseph's coat) is the source of this 851-nucleotide messenger RNA. RefSeq names its product late embryogenesis abundant protein At3g53040-like. The transcript is spliced from 2 exons. The record is from RefSeq and is a predicted model, not a curated record. NCBI's taxonomy places the organism in Eukaryota, Viridiplantae, Streptophyta, Magnoliopsida, Caryophyllales, Amaranthaceae. Bases 3 to 851 code for a protein of 282 amino acids.
CUAUGGCUUCCAUGUUUAUGGUGAAGAACACAUUUUGUAAGGUUUCGAAAGUAGGGUUAUUUCCUUGUCAACUUUCUUCUCUUUACUCUCCUAAAGUUUCUAGGGUUUGCUUUACUUCUGCCUCCAAAUUUCAUGAGAAUCAGUAUGCUAGAGAAGACGUAGGAGGAGAAGAUGAUGCAAAAGCAGCUGAAAGAAUGAGGGAAGCCCGUCAAGUUUACGAAAAACUUGAUAAUCGAGAAGCCGAAAAAGUUGAGCGAAAAUACGAAGAAAUGAAGCAGAAAGCCAAGGACACUGUCGAUGACAUGAAAGAUAGAGCCAAAGAAGGCGCCCAUCAAGCAAGUGAGGCGAUGCAAGAAGCCAAAGAGAGAGCUAAAGACAGUGCAGAUUGGGCUAAACAAAAGGCUCAGGAAGGCACGAAUCGGGCCAGUGAAAAGGCCCAAGAAGGGGCGCAACGAGUAGGCGAAACCAUGUAUGAUGCUAAAGAAACCACCAAAGGCGCUGCGGAUUGGACUGCAGAUAAGGCGAAAGAAGGAGCACAUAAAGUUGGGGAAAGCAUGCAUAAUGCUAAAGAAAGCACCAAGGACACCAUGCAUGAUGCUAAAGAAAGCACGAAGGACACGGCCGAGUGGACGACUCAGAAGGCGAAGGAGGGGGCCGAGAAGAUUGGGGAGGCGGUGAAGGAGACGGCGAAAGGAGCUUGGGAGACGGCAAAAGGAGCUACACAAAAGAUCAAAGAAACGGUUGUAGGGAAGGAUGAGGAGAAGAAGGUUGAGGAUUAUAUGGAGGAUCAUUUGCCUCCUAAACGUCCUGGUGAUGCUAGAGAUCAAAAAUUGCACCAAGAUCGAUUUUAA